AUGGUAUACGAUAUCAUUUUAGAAACAGAUCUUACAACAUUGGAACAAGAAACUAUAGGAGAAGAAGUAAUUACAAAACUACAUGAAGAAUUAAAAACAACAAUAUUUCAAUACUCAGAGCUGGAGCCAUCUCUAUCCGUCACUGAGCAAAACCUGGCAGACCGAGUUCGGUACAUCCUGCGCUCCAACAUAUUUGGUGACGCCGAACUCGAACGACUACGACGUGAGGCUGUUCCCUCAUCGGAUGGAAAUGCUACGGCUGAGAAUGCGGCGCCACUAAUUGCGCAGCAAACUGCAAAUGUGGACGCUGCCGUCAAUAUUCCAUUUGUAGUUGAUUCAGACGAUGAUGGAAUAGUCCCCCACGAACUAGAGAAAAUGAGGAGCAUAUUGGAAGAGUCGAUGCUGGAAACGCGCAGCAUGCCUCUCGAAAAUCGACCGCGACUUCCCCGCAUACCCCUUAGCAAGCGAAAUCGGGCUGUCGUGCGGGCUCUUAACCCAAUGCUGGUGACCUAUUUGGAAGCCAGCCGGGACCUUUGCGAGACGGACUCUAUUCUUUUUGGCGCCGCACUGGCAGUAUGCCGUAUUAUUGGCGCCAAACUUCCCAUGGCUGGACGUGCUACUCAACAAGGUAGUGCCAUCCCAGCCUGGAGAAAAAGAAUCGAGGACCGUAUCGCAAAGGCAAGGGCCCUUAUCGGCAGACUGACAAGCUUCAGGUCGGGUAAUAUUAGACCGAGAGUUGUGCGCACCGUUAGAAUGGCGUUUGCUGGGACAAAUAUUAGUUUGUCCCAGCCGGAUAUCACGCAGAAACUAACGGAGCGCAUAGAUGACCUGAAGCAAAAAAUCGCUGCUUGGGGGAAGCGGAUUCGACGAUUUAGCGAGAGGUCAAGGCGGUUCAACCAAAAUCGUCUCUUCCAGAGUGAUCAGAAGAGGCUCUAUAAAUCAUUGGAGCGACCAGAGGUAUGUGGAGCGGGCCCAGGACCGGAUCAGGCUGACACUGUCGCAUUUUGGCGUGGCCUGUGGUCAGAGCCCGUAAACCACAGCGAGGGCCCUUGGAUGGAAGUUGUGGCGAGCCGGAGUGCAAGUGUUACGCCUAUGGACCCCGUCACCAUAACGCCUGAAGACGUGGCUGAGGCGGUGGGGUUUGACAAACCCCAGUCCUAUAAAUUUUGCGAUAAUUUUAAAACUGUGAACGCGCCGAAGUUCGAAUUUUCAGUAGCUGGAAUUAUAACGUUGCCACUCCGACCAGUGCCGCUAAGUCGUUCCGGUGACAAUCGCCAAGUUAGCUACACAUCCUUAAAGUGCGUGUGGGCGUCACACACCCCACCUCGUACGGCGCGUUAA
This is a messenger RNA of Parnassius apollo (apollo), 1341 nucleotides long. Lineage: Eukaryota; Metazoa; Arthropoda; Insecta; Lepidoptera; Papilionidae. The record is from the annotation of a GenBank genome assembly.